Molecule: messenger RNA, 2699 nt
Organism: Saprolegnia diclina VS20
Lineage: Eukaryota; Oomycota; Saprolegniomycetes; Saprolegniales; Saprolegniaceae
Exons: 1
Coding region: 43-2523 (826 amino acids)
Source: RefSeq, a predicted model, not a curated record
GUCCCACAUGUGCUCCGGCGUGCGUCAGUUGGCCUUUGUAGGAUGAGCAGUCACGGCGAGUGCGGGCGCUACCACCGCUACAAGGCGGCGACCAACGCCGUCCUCGAAUGGGCGCGUCGCGCGACCAAGCCCAAGACUAAGAACGCCAAGAAGAAGGCCAAGAAGCACGGCGGUCGGUCGGCCGACGUCACCGAGUGGUCGGUCUCGCAGAUCUAUGCGGCCGCGCUCGAGGUUGUCGAGGCCGCCUUGCCCGUGCCCGCUGCCAUCAUGCGCCAGCUUGCAAACAGUAUUCGACUUCGGUACCAAGCCAUUUGCAAGUUGCCGCCCGACCAGGGCCACAAGCACAUGCUCGACAUUCUGCGGGCCAUUGAGCUUCAAUGGACGCCACUCGUGGUCGCGCCGACCGGCGCAUCGAAGCCACCAGCGUCCGACACGAUGAGCGGCGACGUCGACAUUGUCAACGCCUUCGAAGCGCUCGCCACCGACGACAACGACGAUGACGACGAUGCAGAUAUGUGGGCGAGAUUGAACGCGACGAACACGCCGCUGCCGCCGUUCGAUAUGGCGGCGUUCGUCGCGCCGGUCGACGCUAUGGACGCGGAGCGCGCCGCACUGGAAGCCCGCCUCGAGGACGAGAAGUUUCAAAUCCUCUGCUUCCUCCUCGACGUCGACGACAUGAACCGCGAGGUCAUGCUGGCGUGGGGUAUGUUCAAGGGCGGGCACAUGAGCUUGAUGGCGGCGACGGCGGUCACGAACGCCUGCGUGCACGCUGUCCAAGUCCUCGGGAACGACAUGAUCUUCGCGCAUCCGCACCUCAAGGACCUUGACCACAUGAUGGCGCUUCUCGUCUGCGACCAAGUGCUCGUGGACCUCGUCGCCGACGCGAAGAAUGGCGUGUCGUUGAAGACAGCCGUCGAGCUGGUCGUUGUCGCCAAAAGGGCCAUGGUGCAGCGGCUCCGGCCGGCGGCCGAGCGCACGAUCGCCCAGCGCCUCAAGGUGCCGACGGUCGUUGCGUCCCGAGUGAUCGAUAUCGUGCACCUGCACUUUGCCCAGUCGGAUGCGUGGAGUCUUGACUGGACGUCGUCGCUCGGGAACAAAAACGGGUUCAUCAGCCUCCAGCACGCGCUCUUUAGCUUUCUCGAGGUCAUUACGCCCGGCCACCGCAUGAUGUGCCGCCCCGGGACCUUUGGCCCGGACUGGGACGAGCGUCGCCAACCUGCCGCGUCGCCCAUGGACCUGUACCAGACGUUUUUUGCCAACAUAUUGCCGGCGCUUGUCCUUCAUGUGCGGGACACGAGCCUUUUCAAGCUCGAGUACGAAGCCACGAUGAAGCCGCUGCUCGUGCUCAUCAAGGCGUACGUCAAGUCCAAGGAAGUGCCUGUCGCGCUCGUCUUUGCGUGCCAGUCGGUGCUCUGGAGUCUCUUCUUCACCCAAAGCAGCGCGCAGGAUGGCAUGUCCUGUGCCAAGGUCGUCGACGACACGCGCAGCACGCUCGCUCGUGUCACGCGCCAAAUGCAGGCGCUUCGAGACAACAAAGACGGCAUCCUCGUGCCGCCGCCGACCAAGAAGAACGUCGAGGCCGCGCUCGGCUGGCUCACAAACCUCCGCAUCGCGACUUCGGCCGACAAGUACUUUACCCAAAUGGAAGUCGACCGUGCGUGGUUCAACCCGUACAUGGCCGGCCAGAUUUUCCUCACGCUCACAAUGGAGAUCGGCUUCUCCAUGGGCCUCGCGACGAUGGAUGACAUUGGCCAGACGCGCAUGGUCCUCCACCUCUACAACGCGCUCCGCGUCCUCGACAAGGUCCCGCCGAACGAGGACCUUGACAACUUGGCGACCAUGUUUGAGCGCGGCAAGUCGAUCUGGGUUGGUGGUCGUCCGACGGCCCGUGGUGACUUUGCAAAAGCCCAUUUGCUGGCGUGGGGGUAUGACGCCACGACAGCAGCGGCGUUGGCCGCCAACCUUCGCCACGACGCCGACGACUUUGUCGCCAAAGCCAUGCUGCGCGACAAGCUCGACCACCGCAGCGAAGCGCAAAAGAAGAAAAUCAAGCGCGGCGACCACGCGCGGAAGCUCCAAGCGACCGAGCCGGCGCCCGUGAGCAAGGCGUACCGGUACGUGGCGCACCUGACAGCGCCCGUGGCGGACGAGAAGCGCGAUUGGACCCACCUGCCACGGCUCAUGGACAUUCUGGACGUGAUCCACAGCGACGUCAAUACGUUUUUGUACUUCAACCUCAACACGGUCGGCCAGCUCUUUCGAGACGCGUGGAAGGAGAUGGUGACGCUCGGGGGCUUCAAGGGCAACAAGCUCGUGCCCGAACGCGGAAUCACGGACGGCCCGUGGCGUGAGACGGACGCCAACAUUCGCCUCCACAACGAAAACCUCUACUUUGAGACGCUUCUCGGGCUCUGCGACCGCGACCCGGACAAUGAACGUCUCUUGAUGGCCGCUGUCGUCGUGAUGCACGCGGCCGACCGCAUGCCGGAAGCCUACCUCGAGGCGCCGGUCGUCACACCGUAGGCUUGUUGGAACUGCCACGUCGUCCAAGCACAGUAUGUAGGCAUGUAUUUAAUGUGAAAGCCAUAUACCCUAACCGACUAGACUAUGAGGAAUCCUAGGCAUGUAUAUAACGUGUCCUAACGUGUUGCAGUGCCUGACUGUCCAAGUUGAAUGCGAUGGCGCCACCAUCGAGCCAA